Molecule: messenger RNA, 1230 nt
Organism: Fibroporia radiculosa
Lineage: Eukaryota; Fungi; Basidiomycota; Agaricomycetes; Polyporales; Fibroporiaceae
Exons: 10
Coding region: 1-1230 (409 amino acids)
Biological process (GO): post-transcriptional tethering of RNA polymerase II gene DNA at nuclear periphery; poly(A)+ mRNA export from nucleus; transcription elongation by RNA polymerase II
Cellular component (GO): transcription export complex 2
Molecular function (GO): double-stranded DNA binding; RNA binding
Source: RefSeq, a predicted model, not a curated record
AUGAAGUUCUCCACCUUCCUCGUCCACAUCGCCGAGGCUUUGCGGGAAGAGAAGGGUCCUGAGUUGGCCUACUUGCUCAAACCUACCAGCGACCACGGAAAACAGCUCGUAAAAGAGUUUAGAAACCCAACGCGUCAAUCGCUCGCUUUCUAUGAGGGAAGUAUGGAAAGCCCAUGGGACGAAAUCGCCAUUCAGUAUGUAUUGGUAGUGAACCACUGUGCAAAGAAGAGAACCACAGAGGCAUUUAAGGAGGAGUGCACCCUCGUAUCCCUAUUUCUUCGAUACUUUUCUCAGAACAGUGGAUGGACUUUGCCUGCGCUAUUCUCUAUAUUGAGAGACCUACGGGACCUUGCAUUCGAUGCUGACUUGGACGCAAGUGCGAGGGGUCAAGAAGGGACUGUAAGCAUGGAAGAGGCUGCGCGUACUAUUAGCAAAGCGUUCUCAGCUUGCGUAACUGACAGACAAUCGCCAUAUCAAGAAUCCCGCAAGUGGGGCGUGUAUUAUGUGGUAGGGCUAAUUCUGAAAUGCUAUUUCCGGGUGAAACGAAUAUCGCUGUCAAAAAACAUCUUGCGCGCCAUCGACGCAAACCCCGAUAUCCCGCCAUUAAUGCAGUAUCCUCGAUCACAUCAAGUUACAUACAGGUAUUAUCUCGGCAUGCUCAGCUUUUUGAACGAAGACUUUGCAAAGUCUGAGCAGGAGCUGACCCUCGCAUUUUACAAUUGCUAUACACAAGCUAACAACAAUCAGGAGCGAAUACUCACGUACCUGAUUCCUCUACGCAUCUUACGCGGACAUCUCCCAUCACGGGAUAUGCUUGACCGUUUCCCAGUACUUGACGACCUCUUCUCACCUUUCAUCUCGGCAAUGCGGACAGGGGAUAUUAGGGCAUAUGACGUCGCGCUAGAAACAUUUGAACGACGACUAGUUGAUUUGAAUCUCUGGUUGGCCCUUGAGCGAGCGCGUGAGCUCUGUCUUAGGGGGCUGUUCCGGCGCGUAUGGAUAGCAUCCGAAAGGGGGACGCGUAUACCAGUGUCCUUGUUUCACUCGUCGCUGCAGAUUGCGGGCAUGGAUGUGCCACAGGAGGAGGCCGAGUGCUACGUGGCGAACAUGAUCUAUAAAGGGUUCAUGAGGGGUUAUAUCUCUCAUGAAAAGCAGAUGGUCGUCCUGGCAAAUACAAAUGCAUUCCCCAGACUGGCAGAUCGACCGUCGCCGUAUGCACUGUUAUAUUAG